AACACCCCAAAAACAGUUCAGGGACAGGGGUACAGAUACAUUUUGACACCAGCGACAGGUGACAGUCCAGUUGCUGAUGUUACAAAACCGAGGGUGCAGCCAGACUACUAGACUGCUGUCUGAAUUGAGGAACUCUGUAGGUAACAAUGAGACAGGCCACAGGACACAGCAGUGACAACCAGAGGAAAAAUGCUACCCAGACUGGAUCUGUUGUGUUUCUCUCCAACCCUUUGAUGAGUGAUAUUGAGUCAGAUUGGUCCCCCAUUCAUGAUGCUACCUACAAUGGACGUGUUCUCACACUGAGAAACCUAAUAGCUCAGGGAACGUGUGUCAACCUGGCCACUCUAGAAAGAGUCUCUCCCCUUCAUGGAGCCUGUCUGCAGCGACACACUGCCUGUGCCAAGUUACUGAUAGAAAAUGGGGCAAAUUACCAGGUGAACGUCCCCACGUUGGAGCAGACCACCCCCCUGUCAGAGGCCUGUGCCCGGGGCCACGUGGCCUGUGUGACCCUGCUCCUCCAGCACGGAGCCUUACCCGAAGGAUACAGCCUCUCAGCCUCCCCCAUCCACCAGGCCGCAGCCAAAGAUCAGGGGUCAUAUUCUGAAGGAGAGACUCCUAAUAGAUAGACAGAUCCUCUGCUUAAUCUCUUCAGACUCCGAGAAACCCCCAACCGGGAUUUGGGGAAAACCGGGGAAUUUAUUGAAAGUUCCUGGAAUUU
Oncorhynchus gorbuscha (pink salmon) is the source of this 718-nucleotide messenger RNA. Its product is annotated as ankyrin repeat and SOCS box protein 9-like. Bases 147 to 626 code for a protein of 159 amino acids. The transcript has 4 exons. Gene Ontology annotation, biological process: protein ubiquitination; positive regulation of protein catabolic process. The record is from RefSeq and is a predicted model, not a curated record. NCBI's taxonomy places the organism in Eukaryota, Metazoa, Chordata, Actinopteri, Salmoniformes, Salmonidae. Gene Ontology annotation, molecular function: protein binding.